AUGGACCAACGACCUCUGGACCAACAACCUCUGGACCUACGACCUCUGGACCAACGACCUCUGGACCAACGACCUCUGGACCAACGACCUAUGAACCAACGACCUAUGGACCAACGACCUCUGGACCAACGACCUCUGGACCAACGACCUCUGGACCAACGACCUCUGGACCAACGACCUCUGGACCAACGACCACUGGACCUACGAUCACUGGACCAACGACCUCUGGACCAACGACCUCUGGACCUACGACCUCUGGACCUACGACCUCUGGACCUACGACCUCUGGACCUACGACCUCUGGACCAACGACCUCUGGACCAACGACCUCUGGACCUACGACCUCUGGACCUACGACCUCUGGACCUACGACCUCUGGACCUACGACCUCUGGACCUACGACCUCUGGACCUACGACCUCUGGACCUACGACCUCUGGACCUACGACCUCUGGACCUACGACCUCUGGACCUACGACCUCUGGACCAACGACCUCUGGACCAACGACCUCUGGACCUACGACCUCUGGACCUACGACCUCUGGACCUACGACCUCGGACCUACGACCUCUGGACCUACGACCUCUGGACCAACGACCUCUGGACCAACGACCUCGGACCUACGACCUCGGACCUACGACCUCUGGACCUACGACCUCUGGACCAACGACCCCUGGACCUACGACCCCUGGACCUACGAUCCCUGGACCAACGACCUCUGGACCUACGAUCCCUGGACCAACGAUCCCUGGACCAACGACCUCUGGACCUACGACCCCUGGACCUACGACUCCUGGACCUACGACUCCUGGACCUACGACCCCUGGACCUACGACCCCUGGACCUACGACCUCUGGACCUACGACCACUGGACCAUUUAUAA
Procambarus clarkii (red swamp crayfish) is the source of this 882-nucleotide messenger RNA. Its product is annotated as salivary glue protein Sgs-3-like. NCBI's taxonomy places the organism in Eukaryota, Metazoa, Arthropoda, Malacostraca, Decapoda, Cambaridae. The record is from RefSeq and is a predicted model, not a curated record.